Nicrophorus vespilloides is the source of this 3655-nucleotide messenger RNA. RefSeq lists its product as uncharacterized. The transcript has 3 exons. Gene Ontology annotation, cellular component: nucleus. The coding region runs from base 42 to 2594 and encodes 850 amino acids. Lineage: Eukaryota; Metazoa; Arthropoda; Insecta; Coleoptera; Silphidae. Gene Ontology annotation, biological process: regulation of transcription by RNA polymerase II. The record is from RefSeq and is a predicted model, not a curated record.
UGAGCUUGUGAGAACGGGCGUGCUUGUGUGUGUUUGUGUGCAUGAGUACGAGAGAGAGGUGCGCGCGAGUGUUCGUAUCCAUCCACCAGAGAGGAUUUCCACCGAACGUCGGUUUCGAGAUGUCCGGAGGACCUCCGCACCAUUCCCACAACAGGCAGGCGCCACCCGGCGGAAAUGCCGCGUGGAAUCACUUGCAGGUACCGAACUAUUUCCCGAGGAGUCAGCCGCAGCAUGCUCACAUGUCCAAUGAGCAUCCGCAUAUGCACCAGGCACCGACGUGGCAUACGCCGACCACGGAACCGCUGAAGACGCCGAUCCAACCGUCGCACAUCUUCAACCUGGAGCAGAUGCUGUCGGAGAGGCCGUUCCCGCGUCAUUCGCCCGGCGUCGACUUGAGCGUGACGCGCAACGGCAGCCAGAACGGUGACAUCCCCGCAGCCCCGAUCAGCCUCAGCGUGCGCGACACCAAUAAGAUCAACAGUCUGGCGGCGAGCGCCCUCGAAAUCCAGGGAAACGAGCUCAAGUCGCUCAGCCCGGGACUGAAGUCGUCGAGUCCAGGCCUGAAAUCGGCCAGUCCCAGUCUCGCGCCGGAGAAGAGUCCCAAAUCCACGAAGAAGGCGAAGCGAGUCGAUUCGAUAUUGGAGCGACUCAAUCCACAGCAGGCGCCCGUCGAACCUAUUGAGAAACCGUCGCCGCCACUUCAACAACAUCAUCAUCACCACCACCUGCAACAGCAACCACAACAACUGCACCAUCCCGAGGAGAAGAGCGUGGUGGCGCAGAGCAGCGUGAUAGUGCAGGCGAGCAGCUCGCACGAUGAGAACUCGAACUCGAGCAGCAUCAGACGCGAGGACGAGGUCGUGUCACCGUACAGCAAUGAGGACAGUCUGGACUCGAACAAGAGUCGACGGAAAAGGAAACCGAGCAAGACGAUAAGGGUACCGGCGACCGCCAAGGAACCAGAGGCGACAGAGCCUCCGCCCAAAACGGUCGAUCUACCGCCGCCAGUUGAAGAAGAACUAGAACGACCGGUCAUCGCCGAAACCCCCAAGGAUGUCGAGAACGAGAAGAAGAUACCGGAACGACGAAAAUCCGAGUCGCCGGUGGCCCGAAAGACCCGCAGAAAAACGUCAUCGGAAUCGGAGACAAUAGACAAGAUCGCGGCGAUGGUGCAGGAGACAGCGAAGAAAACGGAAACUCCACCACCCACGACGACGGCGACAACAACAACAACGAUGAUGAUGAUGACCACCACGACGACGACAACUUCCUCGACCGCAACGACGACUCCAACGACGGACGUUGUCAGAAAGGAUUUUGUUGAGGAUAAGUUGCAGGAGAUGUUUGCCGGUUUGGAGGAUGCGGAAGGACCGGAAACCGUUCUAUCGACGAAUGCGGCAGCUGCGGUCGGAAUCGUCGUUACGGACGACCCGAAAGCCACCAAUUUCGACCUCAACAAUUUGGCGAUAACGCCCUCGACCAGCCACGACAACGUCACUUCCACGUCUGGUGAUGUAACAGCAAGCGGUAGCAAGAAGCGUAACCAGAAGAAGCGCAAACUCAGUUCGGGCAAACGAAUGGACAAGAAGAAAAAGGUGCCCAAGAGGAAUCUGGCCAACAAAAUAACAGAAAUCACACCCAAGAAGACCAAUUCCAAGAAGGUUAAUGGUAAGGCGAAAAUCGAGGUGAUCAAGGAUGUUUAUGCGUACGAUUCCGGUAGCAACGCGUCGAGCAGCAAGUCGCGUGGGCCGUUCGUACAGAUCCGAGGUCCACGCGAUUCUCCGUUGAGUGUGAGUGUGAUAAAUACGCCCGUAAACGAGGACGAGUCUGAUCGGAAGGGUGGAAGCAAGUCGAAAAAGUUCCACGACGACUCUGAGUACAGGCACAAGGUGCGAUCGAAGGGACUACACUGCAGCACGCUGAGCAACAAGUACGACGCGCAGACGAAGGAUGCGACGUGGAUCUGCGUCUUCUGCAAGCGAGGUCCAUAUUCGAACGAGUUCAGUCGGGGAGUGGUCGGCUUCUACACGCCCGGAGACCUCUUCGGUCCGUAUGUUAUUACCAGUAACUGCGCCGAGUUCGAGCGGCGACUGGAGGAUCCGUACGACAAGCAAUUCAAAAGUAAAAAAGUGUGCAGGACAUUGGACGGUUUGGUGAGCCCCAAGGCGUCGACGGCAGCAGCGGGUGCAUCGACGGGAACGACCAAGAAGAAAAGCAGGAAGGUGUCGGAGAACAACGAGGACGUCGUCGGCGGUGGUUUUGGAGGCGGUGGCGGCGGCGGCGGUCUCGGAACAGGCAGCGACAUGCUCGGCAUCACGCAGAUGGACGAGAAGAGCUACGAGAUAUGGGCGCACGAGGACUGCGUCGUUUGGGCGCCCGGCAUCUACCUGGUCGGACCGAAGAUCGUCGGUCUCGAGGAGGCCGUCUGGACGAGUUCGAACGUCGGCUGUUCCAGGUGUCAUCUGAAAGGGGCGAACAUUUGCUGUCUGCGUCGAGGCUGUCCAAGUGUCGUGCAUUUAGGCUGUGCCGUUCUGCUCAAUUGGCAGCUCGACGAGGACAACUACAAGGCGUACUGUUUGGAGCAUCGGGUGUGAUUCUACGUAAUCUCGAACUGGAAUACUAUAUCUCCGCAAAAAUGUCACCACAACCACCACCACCACCCCAAAACCCCGCGUACCCCGCGCAUUGUAAAUACGGUGAAUGAAGAAGAAAGGAAUCAUAAGUUUUGUUUUCGUGUUCAACACCAUCACCACCUCUAUCCAUCCCAGCGCCGGUCAAUCCUCAUCCAACGUUUGUUUUUUCUCUCCGCGAAAAUAAAAGCGGAUCCUUGCAGAUUGAAAGCAUCGAUUCCAAAUCAAGAACAAUAUACAUUGUAUGUAUGUAGAUAUGUACACACACGCCGCGUACACAUUAUAAUAUUAGAGCCGUUUUAAGCGGACUGACAUCGUGCAGCAUCUCGGUCGGAAAAGUUGAUGAUUAAUGAAGACUGAAUGAUCCGCCAGGUUGCUGUGGAACAUAGACUUCUUCUGCUUCUCUCUCUCUCUCUGGGUGUGUAUCUGUUCAUGUCUUUUCAUAUUCAUGACGACUUCAACGAUUUAUUUCCACCGAGCUACUGCUCCUUUGGAAUACUAUGAAGUGUGUGUGCGCGUUCGGCAGAGUAUGAUGUAAAGGAGAAGCUCGCAGAAUCUCAACAUUUCGCGCGUACUUUUCCUGUGCUCUUCAAAUGCAACAAGAACAAACGUGUAUUAGUGAUUUUGUAAAUAUUGUAAUUUAAUUAGGGACGACGACGACGAUGAGUUAUUGAUGAAAUGAAGAGGAGAGAACGACGAUCGCGAAUGGUGAUGGUUUCUUGCAUAUGAAGAACAGUGAGAGAGAGAGAGAAACUGUGAAUUCUGGAUUUGUGCGAGAAGAAAAAACUUGAAAACUUAAAAACAAAAGAGAAGAGACACAGAGACAUAUUUUGUACAGGUUAUUUUGUAUGCUAGCUGUUUAGAUCCUCUGGUGACCACUCAACCCUCAAUACAACCAACAGCCCCCCCAACCUCCCCCCUCAUCCACCGCGAUCCUUCUAAUCCUUUUACUUUCUUAUUUCCUCUUUUAAGUUUAUACAUUUCCGUCAUUGUACACAUAAACACACACACACACACAUACAUAC